This is a messenger RNA of Pungitius pungitius (ninespine stickleback), 1320 nucleotides long. Its product is annotated as general transcription factor IIF subunit 2-like. Bases 108 to 914 code for a protein of 268 amino acids. NCBI's taxonomy places the organism in Eukaryota, Metazoa, Chordata, Actinopteri, Perciformes, Gasterosteidae. The record is from RefSeq and is a predicted model, not a curated record. Gene Ontology annotation, biological process: transcription by RNA polymerase II; transcription initiation at RNA polymerase II promoter. The transcript is spliced from 9 exons. Gene Ontology annotation, cellular component: transcription factor TFIIF complex.
UUUCGUAAUAUCGCAUACGCAUGCGCGUGGUGUGCGUUAACUACAGUCUAACUACAGUCUAAUGCAGCCUAGCAACGUUUAAACUACCAGAAACAUCAUUUUAAAGCAUGUCAGAGAAAGGAGAAGUAGAUUUAACUGGGGCAAAGCAGAACACGGGUGUAUGGCUUGUAAAGGUACCCAAAUAUCUCUCUCAGCAAUGGGCGAAAGCGACCGGCAGAGGAGAGGUCGGGAAACUCCGAAUUUCCAAGAAAGGAAACCAAGGAAAAGCAGAGGUGUCUUUCACUCUGAAUGAAGAGCUGACCGUGAUCGAGGGCAUCGAGGACAAGUCUGUGUCGGCGCCUCGUGAGCAUCCGUUCACCAUGCAGACAGUGGGGGGUCAGACGCUGGCGGUCUUCACAGAGAAUUCAUCGGGCCAGUCAGAAGAAAGAUCUGAUGGCAGCAGCUCAGUUUCGGGGGCAGGUCCAGAUAAAAUCGCCCUGGAGGGAGUGGUAGUGCAGAGGGCGGAGUGCAGACCUGCAGUCAGUGAAAGCUACAUGAGGCUUAAGAGGUUGCAAAUUGAAGAGUUGGCUAAGCCGGUCAGGCUGUCACAACAGCUGGAUAAGGUUGUCACCUGCAACUACAAACCAGUGGCCAACCAUACGUACAAUCUGGAAUACGAGCGGAAAAAAAAGGAAGAGGGCAAGAGAGCAAGAGCAGACAAACAGCAGGUGUUGGACAUGCUGUUCUCUGCUUUUGAAAAGCAUCAGUACUACAACAUCAAAGACCUGGUGGAAAUCACCAAACAGCCUGUGACUUACCUGAAGGAAAUCCUGCGUGACAUUGGCAUCUACAAUGUGAAGGGAACACACAAGAACACCUGGGAGCUCAAACCAGAAUACAGACAUUACCAAGGCGAUGAAAAGACUGACGAAUAGAGCCUGAUGCACCUCCAUCUUAUUUUGAUAGGUGUGGUCUGUGUUGGCCUCUGGAUUUCCAGUCAUCAGGCCAAAGCAACAAUGCCAUUGUUGCAGCUGGUUAUUUUGUAGGAGACAUGGACAUUAAUUCAAGUAUUAUCCAUUGAGGCCUCAGUCUAUGACAUUGGUUUCAUCAGAGGUUCAUAGCAUUUUGCAAACAUUGCAUUUAGGAAUGUAGCUGCUUGCAUUUUAUUUUUAGUGACAAGUAGUUCCCAUCGCACACCUGACAUGUGCUGGGGAAGUCCUGUUAUUUUACCUGAAGACACAUUGCUGCUGCAGGUCUUCCUACAUGUUUGCUUAAUGCAUCAUCUCACAUCUGCACCGUUUUUAAGAGGAAUAAAUAGUGCAAUAAAGGUUUUUCUAAAAA